CUUCUAUUAGAUGAUCCUGAAAAUUUUACUUGGGCCCAUGGGUGGCCCAUAAAAGAACAAAUGGAAAAAUCUAGCGAAGGCGGCUCAAGUGUAGACAUGAGGUGGCAGAAAAUUCAGAUAACUGUACUUGAGGUCUCAAGAGUCAAGGAAGAAGGAUGGCUAACGCAGAGAGCAGCCUCAAAAGCUGGAGAUGGUCUCUAAAGGGAAUGACUGCCCUUGUCACUGGCGGCACACGUGGAAUUGGGCAUGCAAUAGUCGAGGAACUAGCUGGAUUUGGUGCUGCUAUACACACGUGCUCAAGAAAUGAAACUGAGCUCAAUAAGUGCUUACAACAAUGGCGAAAUAAGGGUUUUGUGGUUACUGGGUCAGUUAUUGAUGCUGCUGUUUCUGCUCAGAGGGUGAAACUGAUGGAAGAAGUUGGCACCAUUUUUAAUGGCAGACUCAACAUACUUAUAAACAAUGUUGGGACAAAUGUCGAAAAGCCAACUAUGGAGUACUCAUCCGAAGAAUUUUCAAAGAUAAUGACUACCAAUUUUGAUUCUGCAUACCAUCUGUCCCAACUCGCACAUCCUCUUCUGAAAGCAUCUGGAUCAGGCAGUAUUGUGUUCAUUUCCUCUGUUUCAGGUGUUGUGCAUGUUCUUAGUGGAUCCAUCUAUGGAGCAACGAAAGGUGCAAUGAAUCAACUAACCAGAAAUUUGGCUUGUGAGUGGGCUAAGGACAAUAUCAGGGCAAACAGUGUUGCUCCCUGGUACAUCAAAACCUCGCUGGUAGAUCAUUUUCAUGCAGGCGCUGAAAGACGAAAAUUUUGUGGAAAAGAUAGUUGCGCGAACUCCUCUUGAACGUGUUGGAGAACCGGAGGAAGUUGCAUCUCUGGUAGCAUACCUUUGUCUCCCUGCUGCUUCUUACAUCACUGGACAAGUUAUAUGUGUUGAUGGUGGAUUCACUGUAAAUGGUUUUAACCGUGGAUUUUAGACUAAACUGAAAAAGUAAGCCUCAUAUCUCCAGUGUUUUAUAUAUAGAUGAUGCCCAAUAAGGCUGAAAGGCCAUAUCUGAAAUGUCUUUUGUCAUUGUUCUUGAGCAACUUGUUCUCCCCUACAGAAAAUAACUCUCUAUUCAGAUUUAAACUUGUUUUGAUGUAGUGAUCAAUCUAUUCCGUGAGCUACAAUUUAUGUCAUUAAUAAUAAUAAUAUUAUUAUUAUUGAUGAUGGCCA
Messenger RNA from Mangifera indica (mango), 1211 nucleotides. Its product is annotated as tropinone reductase homolog At5g06060-like. Bases 156 to 839 code for a protein of 227 amino acids. Lineage: Eukaryota; Viridiplantae; Streptophyta; Magnoliopsida; Sapindales; Anacardiaceae. The transcript has 5 exons. Gene Ontology annotation, molecular function: oxidoreductase activity. The record is from RefSeq and is a predicted model, not a curated record.